GAAAAUAAAAACCCUACCCUUAUCCUACCACACGUAUUCACUGUCACUCUCACUGCCUCCACUCCACCCACUCACAGCCUCCACUCCACACGAAUCUGCCUCUGUUGCCGCCUCCACAUGCCGCCCUUCACACGCGGCUUGAUCUUUUCAUUCUCACGUGUUAGUAACCUCAUCUAUUCAAGUUUUUGAGAGAGAAAGAAAGAGAGUAGAAAAAAGUUUUAGGAAAGUGGAUUUGAUCUACACGAGUAAGAAGAUAGGCUACAUAUAUGGCAGAGGCAGCGAUAUCCGCUCUUACUGAGAAGCUCAUUUCCUUGUUGAGCGAAGAAGCAACACUGUUACGAGACAUCCAUGAAGAAGUAGCUGACAUCAAAGAUGAACUGGAGAGCAUUCAGUCCUUCCUUAAGGAUGCAGAUGCAAGGGCCGCAGCAGAGGAGGACAUGAGCGAGGGCGUCAAAACCUCCAUAAAUCUGCUCGCUUCAUUUCAAUGUUAAAACCUCGCCACGAAACAGCCACUAAGAUUCAGAAGAUCAAAGCAUCAGUGGAGAAAAUCAAGGCAAGAAGUGAAAGAUACGACUUCCAAUCCACUGGUCAAGGAUCAAGCAGUGGUCCUCGGAAUGUUAGGUGGCAGGACCCUCGAAUGGCUUCUCUUUUUCUUGAAGAUGUUGAUGUUGUGGGCAUUGAAUCUCCUAAAGAUGAAUUAAUCGGUUGGCUCAUAGAAGAACACUCUUACCGUACUGUAGUUUCGGUGGUGGGAAUGGGGGGACUGGGCAAGACCACUCUUGCCAAGAAAGUCUAUGAUCACCAUAUGAUGAGAGAACACUUUGAUUGUCAUGCUUGGAUCUCAGUGUCUCAGUCAUACAACAUGAUGGAUCUAGUAAGGAGCAUGGUAAAGCAAUUUUGCGAGGCAAGAAAGGAAUUUCCUCCUGAGGGAAUUGACUCAGCAGACAAGAUGUCACUAAUUAGCAAAGCAAGAGAAUAUUUACAAGAAAAAAGGUAUGUAGUUGUAUUUGACGAUGUUUGGGAAGUUGAUUUUUGGGGGGAGAUAGAACAUGCUUUACCUGUUAAUACAAAAGUUCCAAGGAUUUUGAUCACAACACGGAAGUUGGAUGUUGCUAAUUUUUGCAAAAAAUCUACACGUGUUAAAGUUCACAACUUGCAACCACUACUACCUAAUAAGGCAUGGGAGCUAUUUUGCAAAAGGGCGUUCCAAUUUGAACUUGGAGGACACUGUCCCCCAAUGUUGGAGAAAUUAUCUCAUGACAUUCUUGAGAAGUGUGAAGGAUUACCGCUUGCCAUUGUUGCUAUAGGCGGUCUUUUGUCAACCAAGGAAAAAAACUCUCUUUGAAUGGCAAAAAUUGCAUGAUAGCCUUGGCUUUGAGUUAGGAAUAAAUCCUCACCUUGCAGGUGUUAGUAAAAUUCUAUCCCUAAGUUUUGAAGA
This is a messenger RNA of Quercus lobata, 1438 nucleotides long. RefSeq names its product disease resistance protein RPM1-like. The transcript is spliced from 2 exons. Gene Ontology annotation, molecular function: ADP binding. Bases 485 to 1345 code for a protein of 286 amino acids. The record is from RefSeq and is a predicted model, not a curated record. Lineage: Eukaryota; Viridiplantae; Streptophyta; Magnoliopsida; Fagales; Fagaceae.